Zingiber officinale is the source of this 2173-nucleotide messenger RNA. Its product is annotated as protein DEK-like. Lineage: Eukaryota; Viridiplantae; Streptophyta; Magnoliopsida; Zingiberales; Zingiberaceae. Gene Ontology annotation, biological process: chromatin organization; regulation of double-strand break repair. Gene Ontology annotation, molecular function: histone binding; DNA binding. The transcript has 11 exons. The coding region runs from base 134 to 1870 and encodes 578 amino acids. The record is from RefSeq and is a predicted model, not a curated record. Gene Ontology annotation, cellular component: nucleus.
AUUACAGGAUUCAGGUGAAGCGUUAACACACUGCAUCCCUGAGCGUUUCCGCCCUCCAAACACCCUCACUGCGCCCUCAGUGGUCACCGCGACCGCUGCCCUUCCUUCUUCCCGUCUCGUUAGGGUUUUCUUCAUGGACUCCGAAGCAGCAACGGGAGAGACCAACAGCACCGCCGGAGGAUCCCUUGCCGAAGACUCUGAGCAUGAAGUCAACGAGCAGAGCAACGAGGAUGGCUCGCCUGCCUCACUGGCUGAGGCUGGAGGUGACGAAGAGAGCAACGAGGUAGAGGAGGAAGGCGAAGAAGGGGCGGACGAAGCCGCGAUGGAGGGUAAGCGGAAGAGAGGGAGAGGAAAGGAGCAGAGAGGUGAGGGGGAGGAGGAAGUGACGGCGAAGAAGGAGACAAAACGGCGGUUGAUUGCGAGGGAAGGGGUCACGCCGGUAGAUAGGCCGUCCAGGGAGCGGAAAAGGGUCGAGAGGUUCGCUGCGAUGUCUCCGCGUAAAAUCUCUGUGCCAAAGACUCCGUCUUUCGAACAGGGUUCUGGUCAGAAGCUGAAAGACAUACCCAAUGUUUCAUUCAAGCUAUCUAAACGAAAAGCUGAUGAGAAUCUUCGAGCUCUUCAUACCCUUCUCUUUGGAAGAAAAUCAACUGUACGAUAUCUUAAGAGGAAUAUCCUGCAGUUCUCUGGAUUUGUUUGGAGUCAAAAUGAGGAAAAACAGAGAACAAGGGUGAAAGAAAAACUUGACAAGUAUACUAAGGAAAGAUUGCUUGAUUUCUGCGAUCUACUUGAUAUUCAUGCUGUAAAGACCACUACCAAAAAGGAAGAAAUUGUAUCAAAUUUAUUGGAAUUUUUGGAGUCGCCUUGCAUUACUAGAGAUGUAAUACUUUCAGAAAAGAAAGGGAAGAGACGGGGGCAGUCAAAAGGAAUAUCUGGAGGCAUUUCUUCAGAAAAAAGUAACAAGAAACAAAGAACUGGUAACAAACAACCCACUGCAGAUGAGAAUGGAGAUACUGAAGAGAAUGUUUCUGGUGAUGCAAAGGAUGAAACAAAAGAUGGUGAAGAUGAUGGGGAUUCUUCAGAAGAGAGUGAACGCUGUAAGAGUGAAGAUGAGGAAGAACAAAAUGAACCUGCUCCAACCAAUAAAGGUUCUGCUGCCCAGCAAACAAAGAAGUCCAUUGCGCCAUCCAAGAAGAGCAAGGUUACUCCUGUUAAACAGAUCCCUUCUGGAAAAGAUUCAGAAGAUGAUUUAGAUGUGUUUAGUGAAGAUGAACCAAGUUCACCUCCAGAAAGCAAAAAGCAUUCUGGUAAGGAGACGAAUGAACUAGAAACCAUGAUCUCAGCAAAAGAGAAAAGUUCAAGAACUAAGUCUGCUAAUAGCACUAAAAAAAGUACCUCUACAUCUUCUGCAAGAAAAAGUGAUUCUUUAGAGGGUAGUGAUUCUGAACCACCUUCAGAUUCAAAACCCAAAAAAGAAGUUGAUAGAAAAGGCAAGGCUAAGGAGAAACCUCCAUCCAAGAAAGAAGGCACCAGCAGGAGAAAAAAAGCCAAACCAGAGUCAGAGGAAACAAAUAAAAAACAAGGAAAAUCGAAGCUAAAUCAAGCUAAGAAAAAUGAACCCAGCACUGAGGAGUUGCAUUCUGUUGUCAGUAAGAUAUUGAAAGAAGUGGAUUUCAACACUGCAACUUUGGGAGAUAUUCUGCGUCGGUUAGGAGCUCACUUCAAUACGAAUCUGAUGGAUAGAAAAGCUGAGGUGAAGCGCAUAAUUGAAGACGUCAUCAACAACAUGACAGACGAGGAGCAUGAUGAUGGUGCAGAAGACGAUGCUGAGAGUGACGAGGUAAAGAGAGAUUCUGAUAAAGAUGACAAGUAGCUAUCGGAGUGAUGCCCUCUCCUCUCAUUGGAGUGACUAGGUAGAUCUAACCAUUUGACAAGCAUAAAUUGUCUCGGGCAGAAGUUAAUAUUGUGUUUGACUAGCUCAAUGUACAAUAUCCUUGUCUUUUAUGACAUUUUGGUAGCUAUAUAUUUCUGCUGAAACAUUUAAUAAUUAGGAAUGUGUUCUCGUUCACCAUUUAAUUUUAAGUGAGUGACCUUAUGUUCAGUGCAUAUUCCUGUACUGUGGCAUCAUAACAUUGAACCUUGUUUACAUGUAACUUGUAAGAUCUUGUAGUGUUUA